AUGGCGCCUGGUAUGGCACCUCAGAGACGUCGAAGUUCGCUGUAUCAGCAACGACGUCUCUCUAUCCAGUACGAACAAAAUUCGUGGAGUGCACCUUCUUCCGGGACUGUAUAUGCAGGUCUUUCGGCAAACUUCUCUGACGAUGGCCUUGUGACCGUUGCUCUCGCCAUCCGGGACGUGACCUACCUCCUAGAUUUUGUACAGCAGGAGAUAAAACUCAAGAAGAAUGCGUCGUUCUGCGCGGAGAUCGGAGAUUUCAUUGUCGACCAAUUGCAGAAAUUCAGCGAAAGGCACAUGGAGAAGUUCAUUGGUUUAGCAAUGCCGGAAAGUGUGGCAGAUGCUUGUCCUAAUCUUUGUUCGCGCCUGUGGGCUGAACUCGAUGUACUUCCAUUGGUACUGCGCGAGGAAAGCAGAAGAGAGGGUGAUGAUAAAUUCGCUUUUGGUCUCCCCAGCAGCCAGGCCUGGAAGAUCCGGAGUCUCGACGAGCAGGCUGAAUCGAUGGGACGUAAAUGUGUGAGACUAUUUGGCCCAGACAAUCUUCCUUUGCUACAAGUUGGCUUUCUAGGCCUGGUUGAGGUUGAUACUGCCUUCCAUGUCCGUCUCACCAAUCUUGGUGACUUCCAAAAGACGGUAACCCCUAAGACAUGGAAUGCUGUUCAACACUAUGCGACAGAUCUCAAACAAAGGAAACUCAAAAUUGCCUUUUUCAGUGCCACCCCUCAAGGUGGCGGCGUGGCCUUGAUGAGACAUGCUCUGGUGAGAUUCUCCCAUUCGCUAGGUACCGAGAUUGCAUGGUAUGUGCCCAAACCACGACCGGGGAUCUUCCGUGUCACCAAAACAAAUCACAAUAUUUUGCAGGGCGUUUCACAGCCUGGAGAACGGUUGACCGAGGAGAAAUGGGGCCAGGUUGUAGAAUGGAUCCAUGAAAAUGCAAAGAGAUACUGGCUGGUUCCCGGGGGGCCUCUCGUUCACCCUUCGGAAGGAGGUGCCGACGUGAUAAUUAUCGAUGACCCGCAGAUGCCUGCAUUGAUCCCCAUUGCCAAAGAGAUAGCACCGGAUCGCCCGGUCAUUUUCCGAAGUCACAUCCAUAUCCGGACGGACUUAAUCUCCCAAUCAGGCACUCCGCAGGAAGAGGCGUGGAAUCGGAUGUGGGAAACCAUCAAAGCCGCAGACGUCUUCAUCAGUCAACCCGUCAGGGCGUUUGUUCCGCAUAAUGUGCCCCGGGAAAAAGUGGGCUACAUGCCGGCAUCAACGGACUGGCUGGAUGGUCUGAACAAAAACAUGCGAGACUGGGAUGUCGCCUAUUACGGCCGAGUUUUCAAUUCGACCUGCAGGAACUCGGGCAUGCCGACCAUUGACUAUCCGAAAGAAAAGUACAUCGCACAGAUCGCCCGGUUUGAUCCAUCCAAGGGAAUCCCUGAGGUGGUCGAAUCGUACGUCAAAUUUCAUGAGCGGUUUACGGCCUCGGUGAAAAAUCAGUCGCCACCUAAGCUGUUGAUUUGUGGACAUGGGUCAGUUGAUGACCCCGACGGCUCAGUGAUUUAUGAUGCGGUCGUAUCGCACAUCGAGGAGAACCUCGCCCAUCUCGCGGAUCAGAUUUGUGUCGUCCGGCUGGGAUCGUCGGACCAGCUGCUCAAUGCACUGCUGUCGAAGACCAAGGUGGCACUCCAGCUGUCCACUCAGGAAGGAUUCGAGGUGAAGGUUUCCGAGGCCAUUCACAAGGGAGUACCAGUCAUUGCCACCCGGGCCGGAGGCAUCCCCCUGCAGGUCGCUGACCAGGAGAACGGUUUCCUGGUGGACGUUGGGGACACCGACAGCGUGGCGCAACACCUUUAUGACCUGUGCACCGACGACAAAUUGUACCAGCGGAUGAGCCAGUUCGCGUUGAAGAACGUCUGCGACGAGGUUAGCACCGUGGGCAACACAUUGAACUGGCUCUACCUGGCAUCCACCCUCACCGGACCGAAGGGCCUAAAGCCAAACGGGCGGUGGAUCAAUGACCUGGCGCGCAACGAAGCCGGUCAACCCUACACCGAGGGAGAACCUAUGUUGAAGCGAGCGAUUGAUUUAGAGAAGAUGGGCUAA
Molecule: messenger RNA, 2085 nt
Organism: Aspergillus melleus
Lineage: Eukaryota; Fungi; Ascomycota; Eurotiomycetes; Eurotiales; Aspergillaceae
Gene: ccg9
Product: putative trehalose synthase (Ccg-9)
Exons: 6
Coding region: 1-2085 (694 amino acids)
Molecular function (GO): glycosyltransferase activity
Source: RefSeq, a predicted model, not a curated record